AUGCUGCAUGCGUCAUUAGGGGGCACCGACCCGUCACGCCUCCUGCCGCCACCCGCCGACGAGCCGCCCGCGCACGCUCUGACCAAGGCCAGCGCCCGGGCGCUCCUUGACACGACCAGCGUCUUUAGCAUUGAGCGCCUCCAAGAGCUCGUGUUCCAGGGCCUCGACACCGACCCAAGCUUGCGGCCAGUCGCGUGGCGCGUGCUCCUUGGCCUACUCGGGAACCGCCCUGCGCAGUGGGCGACCGACGUGGCGGGCAAGCGACAAGCGUACGAAGGCCUGCACGAGCAGUUUCUUCCGCCGCCGCCCGACCACGCGCUCUUCAAGGACAUUCAAAAAGACGUGGCGCGAACGCAUGUGCAGCUGUCGGCUCGUGGCAUCGACUGGAUGCUGCGAAUUCUCUACGUGUUUGCUGUCGCGCACCCCGAGGUCGGGUACAUGCAAGGCAUGCACGAGGUGCUUGCGCCCAUCAUCUAUGUCUUCAACGGCGACGCCUCGAUCGAGUGGCAGGCGCACGGCGAGGCCGAUGCCUUUGCUGUCUUUGAGACGCUCAUGCAAGCGCUGGCGCCACUGCACUUGCCGUCCAAGUCGGUGCCGACCAAGACGGGUAUCCAGGUGCAAAUGACACGCCUGAACAUGCUGCUGCGGCAGCACGACGCUCGCUUGUGGCAGCACCUCAACUCGGUGGCGCUGACGCCCGAGUAUUACAGCUUUCGCUGGUACAUCACGCUCUUCUCGCGCGAGUUUGCAAUCGACGAGACGCUGCGGAUAUGGGACGCACUCCUCGCCGACAAGAAGCGCUUUGCAUUCCUGCAUUAUGUCUGCGUGGCCAUGAUCAUCUCGCAUCGGUCGGUGCUUUUGCACCGCGAAGCCGACUUUGGCUCGUGCCUCACGGUUCUGCAGAGCGAGCCGCCCAUCUCGGCUCAAGCGCUACUAGAGCAAGCGCUGCAUUUGCGCAACGUCGACCGGGCCGCCGACACCGUCGCGCGUCAGCGUCUCGACGGUCGCCGCGUGGUCUCGCCCGUGCGAAAAGUCUAG
Molecule: messenger RNA, 1038 nt
Organism: Saprolegnia diclina VS20
Lineage: Eukaryota; Oomycota; Saprolegniomycetes; Saprolegniales; Saprolegniaceae
Exons: 3
Coding region: 1-1038 (345 amino acids)
Biological process (GO): activation of GTPase activity; intracellular protein transport
Molecular function (GO): GTPase activator activity
Source: RefSeq, a predicted model, not a curated record